This is a messenger RNA of Symbiodinium sp. CCMP2456, 501 nucleotides long. Lineage: Eukaryota; Dinophyceae; Suessiales; Symbiodiniaceae. The record is from the annotation of a GenBank genome assembly.
AUGACAGGAAGAACCUGGCAGUUCAAUCGCGAGCCACAGACACGACUGGCGGUUCAACUGCCUAGAGGAUCGCGUAUGUCCAUAUCUGAUCGUGUGCAGAAGGCCCCUGUACGAAGAUAUGAGAUGACGGUGAUAUCGGAUGUCUGGCCCACAAAAUCUAAGAGCGAGCGCAGAGCCCUGCGAAGAGAGAAGCCAGCUAGCCGCGAAGAGGAAGACCGCAUGCCUACCGAGGACCGCGCGCACUUCUGGAAAGCCAGGGCGGAGCGCUUUCAUGUUGACUCUCAUUUUCCAGCGUUGGUCACGAAGCAGUUGCUUCCAAGUUGGCGGAGCUUCACGGAAGACGACAGGGAGGAGAACGGGCGGAUCGCCCCCAUGUCCAACGCGAGGUCGAGCCACCUCCCGGAUGCCAUUGCCGAGGCUCUGUCAAAGCCGACCGUGUCAUACAAUGCCAAGCAGCGUGCCAAGUUGGAGACGGACAUGAGCCCGUGCUGGUGUCCAUGA